AUGAAUUUGCUAUCAUUGUUCCCGGACAAUGUGCUGGUAGAGGUGCUACUAAACUUGAGUCCAUACGACAUCAAUAAUCUUUAUUCCAUUGAAUCAGUUUCAAAGAGAUUGGUAAAUUUUAUAUCGUUAACAAAAGAUACGAAUGAUCUUACGGUUUUCAACAAUGUUCCAAAAGAAUCACAGGUACUUCUUCCAAAAAAUUCCAAAAGAUUUGCAAUAAAGCGUGGAUAUAUACAACUUUUUGAAUUUAAAGAUGCUAAAAGUUACACUGAGAUAAUUUCAAAGCUUUAUGAUUCAACUCCAAAAUUUAUCGUAUUUCCAGGUACUGAUCAUGGACCUGCAAUAGACAAAUUAGUGGACGUUAACGAAUGUUUUGGUAGAAAUACUAAAUCUAGCUUUCAUUACUUCAUGUUUGAACCAAAAUUUAUACGCCAAUGGGACGUUAUUUUCUAUCCUGAAUUAUUCCAUUUCCCAAAUUUAAUUGAUAUCGAGUUACGUGGUUCUAAAAUCAUAUCAGAUAAGAAACAAAAGCUUUUCAACUAUAAUAAGGCUAAAUCUUUAUUCAUUUCAAACUCAAAAAGAGAUUCAUCAAAAAAGUUUUUCAGUGCUAUAAAUUUUGAAAAAAAUGAUCCUUUAGAAAAGCUGGUUUUAUUAGAUUCAAGUCCAAACGAUCUUAAUCUGUUCAAUCAAAUAUUCAACAAUAUAACACAUAUGGAACUUGGAAUAGGUGAUGAUAAUAAAAUUUUUGAUCCAUCACUUUCUUACAAUUGUUUUAAUAUUACAGGAUGUGACUUUCUUAACCUUAAAAGUCUCAAAAUAAAGUGUUCUUCAGGUGGUAUCAUUGAAAACUCAUCUUUUCCCAGCCUUGAAGCUCUUUCAAUCUGUCAAGACACAAGCACAAUCGAAUGCUACGAAUUAAAGAAAAUCACUUUGAAGAACUUAAAGCUCCCAGAACUGAUAGACUUCCAGUGGAUCUCAUCCUUUUCUGCUCCUAUAAUAGGAAGGAAUUUUGAAGCCCCCAAACUCGCACUUUUGAGACUUUAUAUAAAUAAAGAUUACCAAAGGUCAAUCCCAACUAAAAUUUGGGAUGAGAUAGAAACUCAAGAUGCAAGGGAUUUCAGAAAUAACAUACUUGGUUUAGCCUCCAUUAUUCCUGAAUAUUUGGUGAUUGAUUGUCCUCUGAUCUUGAAAGCUUUUGAUUCAAAUGAUGUAUUAAAGUAUAUAAAGAAUAUGGUUUUUAGUGCAGAUUUCAUAAAGCCAAAAGAGAUCAGCAUAUUUAAUGGAUUGAAAUUUGAUAAUUUAAUUAAUUUAGCGUUUCAAAAUAUUGAUCUUGAUGAUACAGAAGCUGAGCUACCCGAUUUUCAAGCACCAUCGCUAAACCAAUUUAUGAUUACAACUUCAGAAAUCAAAAGAGUACUGAAUGAUAUUAGAGGUUUUAAAUCUUUGAAAAACUCAAAAGAGCUCGUUUUAGAUGCUAAAGACAAUGAUUUGGUGGUAGAAAUUUAUGGUAGUGAGGUCCCACGAGAACUUGAAAAACUUCUUAUUGAAGUAUCCUUUAAUCAAAAGAUUUUCGUCACAGGAAGGUUUGAAAAUCUCAAAAGUUUAGUUUUAAAAGGUUCUUACUCUAAUAAGUCUGAUAUUAGGAUAAAAAUUUCUGCACCAAAUUUAGUUCAAUUAAAAGCAGAAGCCAAUGGCUUUAAUUUAAAGAAUCUUGAACUGUUUGAUUGUCCAAAAUUGAAAUUGAUAUCGGCUUCUAAGGCAGAGAGAGUGAUUACACAUGAGGAUUUACCUUCGUUGAAGUACCUCAAGAUUCUAGAUACAAAAGAUGCGGAUGAAAUUGAUAUAAAGGCAUCGAAUUUGACGCAUAUUGAAACCCCAUUAAAUCAUAAAGCUAAGAUUCAAAUGGCUGAUAUUACAGGCAGUGAUCAAAAGAGGCAGAAAUUAGGAGUAUCUAACACCCAGAACAAAUAUGAAAUCAGUGAACUUGUGGAUGAUGAAAAAUUAGAAAUUCAUCCACUUUUAGAUGUGAUUUCAAAUAAAUUCAAACUUGAUCCAUAUGACAUUCUAAAUAGUAAUUAUCAGUACGAUUAA
This is a messenger RNA of Hansenula ciferrii, 2091 nucleotides long. RefSeq lists its product as uncharacterized. The record is from RefSeq and is a predicted model, not a curated record. The transcript has a single exon. The coding region runs from base 1 to 2091 and encodes 696 amino acids. Lineage: Eukaryota; Fungi; Ascomycota; Saccharomycetes; Phaffomycetales; Wickerhamomycetaceae.